CGGUGAGCUCAGUUUUCCACAGAUCAUCACUGCUGAAACGCUCGGAGGAGCACUCUUCAUCUGAAAGUGAUCAUCAAUCAUGGUGAAAGGCACACUGAAUGAACUCUCCCAGCUCAAACAGUCAGGCUUCGGUCAGCCGGAGCCCAGACAUGGCCUCAAUCUGCUCUACUGGUUUGCUCGUGAAUAUGUAGACAUGAGUUGCGGGGAAAUUAUCGCUAAAUCCUCCGAUCCCGAGGAUGGAGACUUUGGCUUCCACAAGUUUAAUAACAGAAUUGAAGAUGAAGAUCACAUCGUGCCCAUUCAAAAUCUCCCAUACUAUGAAGUGGGAAACCUGAAUUAUCGAAAUGCAGACGAGCUCCCAGAUUAUGUGAGGGGAAAAUACAGCCGCAAUACACCUGACAGCAACAAGGACCGCAUUAUUGUGCGUCAGGAUGGGAUUGGUAAAUUAAGCAGGGUUUAUGUGACUGAACACAGCGACGCCAAACUUUUUGACAGCAGCAAAACCUAUCGUGUGAGUCAAGGCCUCCUCAAGAUCAUCAAAAACAUGAGCAGAGAGGAUUUUCUCUCCAAGGUCUCCAACACUGGCUAUCUUACCAGCAACCUGCAAUCACUUUACCAGAAACAACUUUACCAGCAACAACAUUCUGUUAUUCAGUCCUACAGCACUCCUGUAAAUCACACUCCUCCUCCUCGUCCUUUUCCACCAGCAGAAGACAGUUCCUGGUGUACCAUUCUUUAA
This is a messenger RNA of Danio aesculapii, 739 nucleotides long. RefSeq lists its product as uncharacterized. NCBI's taxonomy places the organism in Eukaryota, Metazoa, Chordata, Actinopteri, Cypriniformes, Danionidae. The transcript is spliced from 2 exons. Bases 80 to 739 code for a protein of 219 amino acids. The record is from RefSeq and is a predicted model, not a curated record.